Bathycoccus prasinos is the source of this 456-nucleotide messenger RNA. RefSeq names its product negatively light-regulated protein. Bases 1 to 456 code for a protein of 151 amino acids. Lineage: Eukaryota; Viridiplantae; Chlorophyta; Mamiellophyceae; Mamiellales; Bathycoccaceae. The record is from RefSeq and is a predicted model, not a curated record. The transcript has a single exon.
AUGGAAGCAUCGUCGAACGCAGAUGAUCAACAUCAUCUCAAACAGCAAGAAGAAAAACUACGAGCGAAAUACGGCGGGAUGAUCCCAAAGAAGAACCUGAUCGUGUCCGACCGGAAACAUUUCGACAGCGCGGACUACUGGUCGCGAGGGUCGAAUAAACAACAACAUAAAGAAGUUGUUGAAACAGAGAAAAAUUCUUCUCAUUUUGUUGAAAGUGGUGCUGACUCAUCACAAGAGAAGAUGCUGAAACCAGUGCUCGGAGCGAAAGACGUGGCGGGGUUAGGGACGUCGCCGCCGUCGGAUGCGAGCACGUUUACCACGAACAAUAACUCCUCGCAGACGAAGAGAAGAACGAGCAUGGACGAGAGCAGAGGGAGGUGGGAUGUCCAUAGUUUUAACAACAACAACAACACCGCGGUGAACUCGGCGUAUCACGCGCCUAAGAACCACGAGUGA